Rhopalosiphum padi (bird cherry-oat aphid) is the source of this 492-nucleotide messenger RNA. RefSeq lists its product as uncharacterized. The record is from RefSeq and is a predicted model, not a curated record. NCBI's taxonomy places the organism in Eukaryota, Metazoa, Arthropoda, Insecta, Hemiptera, Aphididae.
AUGUUCAGUAUUCGAAAAAUAAACUAUAGACAGUUCCUGGGUAAUUUAUCUCUUUAUUAUGGUGAUCAAAUGAAUUUACUUUUGCCCCAAACUGAAAAAGCUAUAGUUGAAGCUGCUUUGUUAAUGAUUAGUACUAUUAAUAAUCAAAGGGAAAUUGUCCAAAGAUUGGAAAUCGUAGAAGGUAGACUUGAAAACAUUCCAUCACUUAAUAAUAACAUUAAUGAUGGUCAAUCAUCUUUAAUUGAUAAAGAUUUCAAUAUUCCUCUUGACGACAUAAUUGAUCUUGAAAUAUUUGAAGACAAAAUUUCUAGCAAUAAAGAAUUCCGUACUAAAUUGGUAAUUAUAUAUAUAUUAAAUAAUAAUUGUGCUGUCAAAGAGCAAAAUAAAUUUAAACAUUCAUCUCAAAAUGGAAUGGAGGAUAUCAUUAAAUAUGUUCUUGCUCAAGCCCCAUUUAAUUUAAAAAGAAUUUUGGACAAGAAUUUCUCUACUUAA